ACUGUCGCUAUCGCCUUAACCUCAACACAAACACACUACUGAAUCGAAACUUAAAUACAAUACAAUGUUUGGACUUUUCUGGGGCGUUGAUAAGAGAUUUUCUGUAAAGUGAAAAGUGACUGUCAUUGUGUCAUUUCCUUAACUACUUCCUUAGUUCCUUAAAUAAAAUUUACCACUGCUCUAAAAGUUAUAAUUUUCUUGGACGGUUAGUUAAAAUUGUUUUUAUUUGUUGUCGUACAACUUUUCUACAAUGGUUCUUCUGAGAAAAAAGGUUCUCCAACACGUGACUCGAUUGGCUUACAGCACAAAACCUAACCUAAAUGAAGUACUCAUUAUUAGCGGUGCUAGGACCCCUAUGGGCUCUUUUGGAGGAUGUCUUUCUUCCAUGAGUGCAACCAAACUGGGUGCAAUUGCUAUUCAGGCUGCUAUAGAGCGAGCUGCAGUACCUAAGGACGCCAUACAGGAGGUGUACAUGGGCAACGUUUGUCAGGCCGGAGUGGGUCAAGCUCCCGCAAGACAAGCAGCCAUCUUUGCUGGUCUGCCCAAGACGACGGAGAGUUCUACGAUCAACAAGGUGUGUGCCUCGGGCAUGAAGGCAGUCCAGUUGGCUGCUCAGAACCUCAUGUGCGGCCACCAGGAGGUUAUGGUAGCUGGAGGAAUGGAGUCAAUGUCAAACGUUCCUUUCUACAUGCGGAGAGGUGAAACCAGCUAUGGUGGCGUUAGUUUGCUGGAUGGUAUUGUGUUUGACGGACUGACAGACGUUUACAACCGCAUCCACAUGGGCAACUGUACGGAGAACACUGCGAAAAAGAUGAACAUCUCUCGGCAGCAGCAGGACGAGUACGCCAUCGGAAGCUAUAAGAAGAGCGCGCUCGCAUACAACAACGGAGACAUUGCGCAGGAGUUGGUGCCUGUCCCUGUGCCACAGAAGAAAGGAAAACCAGACAUUGUUAUAAAUGAAGAUGAAGAAUACAAAAGAGUGAAUUUUGACAAGUUCACCAAACUUGCUACAGUUUUUCAGAAAGAGGGAGGCACAGUUACUGCAGGCAAUGCGUCAACACUGAACGAUGGAGCUGCAGCUUGUGUUCUAAUGACUCCAGACGCAGCUAACAGACUUAACUGUAAGCCAAUAGCAAGGAUCGUAGCCUUCCAAGACGCGGCUACUGAACCGAUAGACUUCCCACUUGCCCCUGCCUUCGCCAUACCUAAGCUGUUGGAGAAGGGUGGGGUUCGUAAAGAGGACAUUGCACUGUGGGAAAUCAACGAGGCUUUCAGUGCUGUCGUGUUGGCGAACAUCAAAUCCCUUGAUAUCGACCCAGCACGCGUCAACGUGCACGGUGGAGCUGUCAGUCUAGGACAUCCCAUCGGAAUGUCUGGGUGCCGCUUAAUCGUCCACCUUCUUCACGCACUCAAGCCUGGCCAGAAGGGAGUGGCGGCCAUUUGCAAUGGUGGAGGUGGCGCUUCGUCUAUCCUUAUUGAGAAACUGUAAGUCAAAUAUCUUUGACAACCUUGAAUCAACAAACUUUGAUUUUGGCUGAGUGAAAAAAGGUGAAGGUGACCAUUAUGGUUGUUCUUUUGAUGAACUGUUUUGAGUUUUGUAAAAAAAAUAUUUUCUAUAUCUGUCUAAGUCCUCUACAGUUAGUUGACCAUUAGAAUAAACGAAUGUGCCAUUUAAAUGUAAAUACCACUAUAUUUUUUAUUUAUUGAUAUUUUUGUGAUUUACUCAAACAUUUUUUACUUAUACAUCCGUAAAUUUAAAUAUUUUUUAACAUUGUUAUUAUUUCAUAAUUCACUUAUAAUUUUUAGCUGUGUUUACAAAAAUAUACCUGUAAUGUAGAUUUUCUAAUAUAAAAUGAUUGUUAUCCAUUUUCAAUUUUGAAAAUGUUUACAUAUUGUACUGUAGUUACUAAAAACUAAAAAGUGAUAUUUAAGACUGAGGACAGUGCAAGAAACACUAAUUUGAUGUGUAUCUAUCUAGACCUUAUAUUUUUCUUAGGUUUGUUGUUUUGUAUAACUUUAUGCAACAGGGUUUAAUAUAAGUAAGUAAAUCUCGUAAAUUAUUU
Messenger RNA from Macrosteles quadrilineatus (aster leafhopper), 2063 nucleotides. It is a transcript of the gene Acat1, whose product is annotated as acetyl-CoA acetyltransferase B, mitochondrial. Gene Ontology annotation, molecular function: acetyl-CoA C-acetyltransferase activity. Lineage: Eukaryota; Metazoa; Arthropoda; Insecta; Hemiptera; Cicadellidae. The record is from RefSeq and is a predicted model, not a curated record. The coding region runs from base 251 to 1489 and encodes 412 amino acids. The transcript is spliced from 10 exons. Gene Ontology annotation, biological process: fatty acid beta-oxidation.